This is a messenger RNA of Micromonas commoda, 3573 nucleotides long. Its product is annotated as sister chromatid arm cohesin. Gene Ontology annotation, molecular function: chromatin binding. The transcript has 2 exons. Lineage: Eukaryota; Viridiplantae; Chlorophyta; Mamiellophyceae; Mamiellales; Mamiellaceae. Gene Ontology annotation, cellular component: chromatin; cohesin complex; nucleus. Gene Ontology annotation, biological process: sister chromatid cohesion. The coding region runs from base 1 to 3174 and encodes 1057 amino acids. The record is from RefSeq and is a predicted model, not a curated record.
AUGCAGCGUCAUGACUCGAGGGUUUGCCUUUUCGACUUACUCGCUGAUGAUAAUCAGUUAGCCGUCGAGAUCGUUGCCUCCGAAUGGCUCGCGCGAUAUACCUCGAACUGGAAACUUGCGCUCGCAGAGUUAUAUACAUUGUUAGCAAAGGCUGGAAGCUGUAUCUUUACGGUGACGGUGCAAGACUUCGAACAAUUGAGUGCUGAAGGUAUCGGAGCACGCGUGCUGUCUGAUAUGAUGGCUGGAAAUUUUCUCGAUGAUAAUCCUUUGGAUUUCCAGUCAACGAAAUCACCGAAGCGGCAGUUCAAACACUUCCGGACCACUUACUUAGAGUUCUGGGAUAGUAUCGUCAAAGUUUGUGACGAUAAUGGCGCAUUUAACAUGGGCAGACAAUCGCAAGAAAAUAUUGAAGUAGGGGCCGUGGAUAAUCCCACAACCCUUUUUGACUGCAUCACAGACAUGCUCGCUGUGUUUUCUAGUUUGCGCGCAAGGAGACUCAGGCUUGCUGCAACAGAGGCGGGCCUUCAACUGAUUUCCUCUCUCGUACAGAAUGCAAAAGUGGCGGCCAAUACACGAGACCUUAAGCAGCGCCAGCUAGAUGCAGAGAGGAAAAAGAACCGCCCCAACAGAUCCAUCGCAAAGUCACUACACGAUGGCCUUGGAAAUGCACAGAAUAGCAUCCGCAACACAGAGACAAUGAUUCAGGGUGCCUUCAACAAGUUUUUUACCCAUAGAUUCAGGGAUAUUGACCCUUCCAUUCGAUCAGCCUGCAUACACUCGAUCGGACAGUGGAUGUGCGAUCUUCCACUGUUCUUUCUUUCAGACUUCUAUCUGAAAUAUUUGGGUUGGUCCCUCAAUGACAAAGAUUCUCGUGUUCGCCUUGCUGCCAUUUCUUCACUACUCCAUGUAUACCAAGCUUCAUCUGAAAAUCUCGCCUUAAUGGACACAUUCAAUGCUCGUUUUAUCGUUCGAAUUUGUGAAAUGCUCAAUGAUGCAGAUUCUCGUGUGGUUGCGAGCGCAGUCAAAACUCUGGGAGUUCUACAUGGCUCUGGUGUGCUGUCUCGCCAAGAUAUGGAACCUGUGGUGACCCUUCUCCUGGAUGAGGACGCUGAGAUUCGUAGUGCAGCCGCAUCAGUGAUACCAUGCAUGGUCCGCUGGGAAGUUUCGCGUGAUGCGGAUGUUCCGACUCGUGGCUCGCUUCGAGGUGAAAACGAACCAACUGACAAGGAAGUGCGCUUCUCAACUCUACUUGCAAUUGUUCGCAUGACUGCGGAUCUUUGUGACAGCCGUGCACGAAUUGCGAGUGUCGUGGAUUCCCUUUGGACUACCUAUCAAGACAUUUUUACUGAUUGGAAUUUGAUGUUCUCUAUUCUUUUGAACGACGGGACAGAUGAUUUUGAGCAACAUUCCUUAAAGUCAAAUGUUUGUCUUAAUAACAGCCACGCCACUGCUUUGUCAAAUGUAUUGAUUUGCUCUGUGCGUCGUGCAAGAGGAGAAGAACUUGUUAAGUCUGAUAGCAUUUGUGGUCAUCCGAUGCACUUGCUUUCGAAACGGCAGGUAACAAGAUCACAGCGCGAGGCUCAGUGUCAUGCACAUGAAUUAUUUACGCAAGCUUCAAUGAUUUUGCUUCCUUCCGUCAUGUGCAAGUGGAAAUCAGAUGAACAGGUUUUGGUGCCGCUCAUUGAAGUCGUUCAGCAUCUUAAGCUUGAACAUUAUUCCCUUAGGCACAGAGAGGAAGACUUUGGAGCUAUCGUCAAGUUCAUUACUGAGAUGUUUUUUCUACAUAGCAGUAAACGAAUCAUGGAUGCGUGCAUGGAUGUACUGUGCAAGGUAAUUGGAGAAGGGACUUUUCAUUUUCGUGAAAUGUGUGCUCAAUGCGGCAAGGACGUUCUCUCAGUUGUCGCCAAAAGAAUAGGCGAGAUCGUUGGAUCUGAUCGGAGUGAGCACGCUCGUGAGGUCACGCAAAGCAAAUUUGAUAAAUCAAGUGAAGAGAACCACGUAACACCACCAAAAGGAAACGAUGAGUUCGAUCACCUUCAAAUGCAGAUUGCACUCCUGCGCUUGAACUCUUGUUUGUCAUUUAUUUUAUUGCCUAUCUCGUUGACAGGCCUUGUCUCAAAAUAUGAUGAUAUUCACAAAAAUCUACUAACUAUCAUUUCUGAUGUUGUAAAUGUACCAUCGCACUUUCGAGCUCAUUCUGCUGCACUUGCCACGCGGGCUGCGGCGAUGCUGUUGGUACAACGUGUCGUUUCAGCUGUUGGUGAAACACCCGAAAGCGACUUUGAUGUCGGCAAAUACACCACGAUGAUUGCUGACUUCAUGGAAACAGUUGCUGCUGCUUGCCGAUCAUUGAUGGAAAGUAACACAUGUAAUCGCCUACUAGUAAAGGCUUUCGCGGCAUCUGUCACAAAUCUUGUUGUCUACUCACAAUUUGUCAUACAAUCACCCACUGCAGUUGAGGAGGGACUUGUUGGCGGGCUUCAACUUUGCAUACCGGACAGCACACUACGCACUGUCUGGGAUGCGUGCAAUCACUUGAUCGAUAUUCCGCAUGAAGACAUUCAUUGUCUUGAUUUCCCGACUCGUGAAAGUGCCAGUGAUGAUGAAGAGAUGUCAAGAUCAGCUUACAGUUUGGCCAUGUGUGACAUCGCAUUGCUGAACCAUGGAUUUGUUGCCUCAGAGCUGCUUGCAAAUUUGGGACAGUCGGGACACUGGACUGACUGCGCUCUCAGAUCACUUAUGACAGACCUUCGUUUCUUGGGACCACAUGCAACUGCCAACACAAUAAUGACUUCCCUUGCGUCAGCUUUUGAAGAGGUGAAUGCAGCAGAGUUGGAAAACAAUGACGGGCUCGUGGAAGCAUUUGGUGAACUUGCGCUCCGCUUUGCAGACAUGUUCACCGUUGGGAGUCACCGAGACCGAAUGGUUGUGAGAUGUAUUAUUGAAGAGGGGCUCAAGUAUGUUGUGCCGCACGCAUUGCCUCAUCCAUCCAGAUUACAAUUUCUUUCACUUGGCCUUGGUCCUUUUGUUGCCAAACUUGCUUCCGGUGAUGCAAAGGCGUUAGUGCAACCAUUGACAGCAGUUGUGUCUGUGAUAGAGGAAGAUGAUGAUCUGUAUGCACCGCUUUUUGCCUUCAUUAAAGUCGUGGCGACUCGUGCUCGGGGAACCAGUUAAAACCUUGGCUGUUAACAUUGACACAUUCAACACGUGAAAAAAUCUUUGCAAGCAUAACAAGAAAACGAUGUCGAAUUGUCCGUCACAUGAAGUGAAGACAAAUGUAGACCGUAGUUGCCGAGUGGUUUGGAGCUCUGUUUACUUAUGAUGUUGAAGUGUUGCUUGGAAUAAUACUGGAAUAAUGAAUUAGUGAAAACAUAUCUUUUUCCCUGUGCACUUUUUCCAAGCUGCUGACAUUUAAAUAACAUCUUCGUCAUAAACUAACUGUAAUAAUGACCCUGAUGAACGCAAUGAACCUUGCCAUGCAUUACCUCGCGUUGCUUGCUUGCCGCCCAGGAGUGGAUUGGUCAAAUAUCAUACCUUCGUAUUUAGAAUAAAAGCAACUAAAACUUUAAUUUC